This is a messenger RNA of Maudiozyma saulgeensis, 2268 nucleotides long. NCBI's taxonomy places the organism in Eukaryota, Fungi, Ascomycota, Saccharomycetes, Saccharomycetales, Saccharomycetaceae. The record is from the annotation of a GenBank genome assembly.
AUGGUUCGUAGUAGAAGAAAUUCUUUGGUUCAAACAAUUGCGGUUCAACCGACUUUGUUGGAACCACAAGAGAAUAGUUUAUUAGAUGAUUCGUAUUUACUUGAAAAUUUACAGAAAUUGGCCACUGUUAUAAAUGGUACAACUGACAAAGAAAUUUUGUCACUUAACUCAAUUGUUAAAUCGUCAGUGGAGUCUCUGGAUUCAGUCACUACACCUGAUAAAUAUUCUCAAUACACUGAUUAUUUAACUCAAUUGGAUGAAAAUAUUAAAGACUAUGACAAUAUCUUAAAACAAACGCAUCGCAUUAGUAACCAAUUAGAAGAUUCAUUGUCUCAAUUUAACACAAUUUCUGAUCAAUCUUCAGGUUUUAUUAAGGAUACCCACACACUAUAUGAUUCACGUAAAGAAUUUGUUAAAUUAUCACAGGCUUUGCCCCAGUAUUUGACAUAUUUUGAUAAUCUAGCACCAAUUAUUCGUCGUCUUAAUCAUGCAAGUUCCCCAAAUAUUGUUCGUAAGGAAUCAUUUAAGACAAUGCUAUCAAAUAUUGAUAAAUCAUUGUUUUUCUUAGAGGAAAACCCAGAUAUUCUAGAGUCUGAGGCCUAUAGGAUCAAAUACAAACAAUGUUUGAUUAGAGCAUGUGAUUUGAUAUCGAAAUAUUCAAUAAAUAAUUUGAAACAAAUUCAAAGUGAGAUUACUCAAAAGGAUAUCAUGGCAAAUAAAAACACUAGGGAUGCUUUAAUCUACAAUAAAUUUUCAUCAAUUUCAGAUGAUUUCAAACAAAAUAUUUCUGCAUUAAUUGACAGAGCCACAGACGAAAAAUACAAAAGGUAUAAUAGCGAACUAACAUCGAUCCUGAAUGAUACUUUUGAACAAUAUUUUCAAAUUAGAUAUAAAUUUUUAAAUCAAAUCAUAUGGUUACAAGUAGAUGAUACCAUUAUUCGCGAUAAAAAAUUUAGUAUGAUCCAAUUUAUUCAAGAUAACAAGACAUAUUUCCAGCAGUUAUGUAAUAAAGAGUAUAAGUUGUUCAUGGAAUUUUUCCCUGAAGAUUCUAUCUGUAAAGAUAGGAUAAAUCAUUGGUUUAUUAAAUUGUGUGACCCAUUCUACGUUACCAUCGGUGUAAAAUGUGGUCGUGAAUCAGAUAUUGAUAUAUUGUGCGACUCAUUAAUACUUUUUGAGCCAUUUUAUCAGUUUGAAGAGGACUCUGAAGAGUAUGCAAAACAAUUUAAUGAAGUUCAAUUUGAUAAAAUCUUUUCGCCUGUUUUGACCAGAAUUCAGAAUAGGUUAAUCCAAACGGUUAAGAAUUAUAUUCACAGAACAAUCGUAAGUUAUAAACCGUCUGCUGAAGAUUUUAUGAUCUCUAAUAAGAAAUUAAAAUUACAAGAUGAUGAGGGAUUUGUGAAGACUUAUGUUAGCAACUUCAGGAAUGAUAAUACUGUGACAGCAACAACAACGUCAUCAUCUGAUAAAACAGAAAACAAUAAUGCGAUUAUUAUUUCGUCAUAUUAUAUCCCCCUAAUUAAAGGUUUGGCUCUCUUAUUUAAAAUUUUUGAAAUGGUUAACCCUUUGAUUUUUGAUCAAUUAGCUCAUCACACCGUUCAUUCUUGCAUCAGUUCUUUGAAAAAUGCUUAUACGAUCAUCACAAGGAAUGAGAGCCCAGAUACCUCUUUAGCCCACGACUUGGAUAUCAAAUUAUUCUAUCUCAGAAAUCUGUUAUUAUUACGAGAUGAGAUACAAGAGUUUAAUAUUAAAUACACUUUGAACACAAAAUCUUUAGAUUUCUCAGGUGUUGAAUCUUUUUUCAAAAAUUACAAAGCAGGUGAAAUGUCUCUAUUUUCAUUGGCUAAAGAUUUUGUUCCCAAGGUUGUGGAUAACAUGCUUGAUGCACGUACAGAAUUAGUUCAAGAAUUAAGAAUUUGUAUUAAAGAUUUUACCGAUGUUGCAAGUACGGAUAUAAUUGGUGAUUAUCUAAUGGUUACGACCCCAGAGAAGCUGACCACCGUUAAUACUAAUUUAACUAGUUGCAUUGAAAAUAGAAUUCCAAGAAUAUAUGAACAAAUAUGUCACUCUAUAGAGGAUAAAGAGAUAGCCCAGCAUUUGAUAGAAGCUAUUGAACAAUAUUGCAAUGAUCAAUACUCCGAGUUUCAUGAUAAAGUAGUCACUCUAGGUGAGCAAUCAAAGCUAUCUAGCGAUGACGUUCUUCAACUUGUUCCUCCCGAAGUUUUUAACCAAGCGUUUAAGACCUUAGUAAACCAGACAUUGAAGAAAUAA